GGUUUUAGAACAGGUUCGCCCAGAUGUGGCAGCGAGAGGCCGACCCCAGGAAUUACAAAUGUUUGGAAUUCCGCAUGUAUUGUGGUGUAUGCAAAUGAAGCCGUCUGACCACCUGCGGUAGUGCCAUUUAUGCCAGCCCGUCAGUGAGUUGGGGUGUGUCCCUCCAAGUGGCCUUCCUCCGUGCAAGCUGCACCUGUGGAGCCUGAUCUUAAGCUUCAAACAGUUAUCCAGGAAAGGGGCAUCAGGACUGGUGGGUGAAGAUGAGUGUUCUCGGUGCGGAUGAACAGCUCCGAAUAGAGCAACAGAAGACAGACAAAGGUGUGGUGUCAUCUGUGAAUGGUUGGAUGAGCAAUGGCCUGCCAACAGGGGUGCAGAAGCCAAAGUACAACAAGGCUGGCAAACUGGUGUUAGACGAGCAAGAGGUUGUCUGUGAGGAUGGUAGAAUGGUGCUGGACAGAUGUCUGCAGGAUGAGGUUGUAGAAGUGGAGGAUUUGGGGCAUUUGCUUAUCAAAAAUAAACCAAAGAAAGUACAGAAGAAGAUAGAAGAGCCUGCUGUAAAGCAAGAAGAGGAGUUCAAGCCAAAAGGUGGAGGGAUGAAGAUCAUUAUCAAGGGGCCAUUCAAGGUCAAGCACACGGCCCCGUCCUUCAUCAAGGAGAAGAAGACCGUUCAAGAAGCUCCACCGGUAAAACAAGUUGUGGAGGAGGCAGAAGACUCCGGUGUUGAGACCACCCCCACCCAUCAGCGCAAGAAGCACAAGCUCACCUUCCAGAGCUAUGAGCAGGAGGAGACGCUCAAGUGGGCCAUGGGGUCUCUGCGAAUGCCACCUUACGACAUCGCAAGCUGGCAUUACCCAGACCCAGAGCUCCACAGGGCCACUGAAUCAGUCACCAGGAGUGAGGAGGCUCCUAAGGCACCGGUGACUAAGGUCAGUAAAGCUGAAGAGAAAGUGGUAAGAGCCCCACUGGAAGAAGUCCAAGGGGCGGCGCCUAACACAGCGUAUUCCAAACCGUCUUACGAUGCCGUAAAACAAGAUGGCUACAAAGCCCUAACCCACACGGUCCCCAGCAUGCAAGCAGUGAAACUCGAUACAGCAGAGGAGAAAGAAGUAAAAACAUCAUUGGAUGAAGUGCAGGGGUUAGUUCCAAAGAUAGUUCAGUCCACACCAUGCUAUGAUACAGUAAGGCAGGAUGGCUACAAAGCCCUAACCCACACGGUCCCCAGCUUGCAGGCAGUGAAACUCGAUACAGCAGAGGAGAAAGAAGUAAAAACGUCAUUGGAUGAGGUGCAGGGGUUGGUUCCAAAGAUAGUUAACUCCACACCAUGCUAUGAUACAGUAAGGCAAGAUGGCUACAAAGCCCUAACCAACAUGGUCCCCAGCUUGCAGGCAGUUAAACUCGAUACAGCAGAGGAGAAAGAAGUAAAAACGUCAUUGGAUGAAGUGCAGGGGUUAGUUCCAAAGAUAGUUCAGUCCACACCGUGCUACCACACAGUAAGGCAAGAUCGCUACAAAGCCUUUACACUCCUGGUUGCCAGUGAAAAAGCGCCAAGCCUCAAGCAGGGCAAGGAGCAAAAGGCACAUCUACGCCUCGUCAUGAAAGGAGGCGACUUGGCUCCCAUCAAUUGGCACAAGGCAGCAGUAGCUGCUGUAACACAGGAGUAUGUGAGAGCAAAAUAUUCCCAGAUCUCCAGUAAUAACCCCAUUCAUUUUGCAGAAAUUCAAAGUGCCAUCCUUGAUAUAGGGUCCAUAGAAACGCAGGUUGAUAUUGAUUUGGUCAAACCAGAGUUAAUUCCGGUAGGCACACAUUUCUACAAGACAAAAUUACGGUUUGCAAAGAGUGAGGACCCUGUAUACACUGGAAUACUAGAAAGCGUUAUCACUGUACCUCAGUCUGUUGAUGACCUAGCCCCCAUUCAGAAAGAAAAAGCAAAUGUUGUUGACGUAAACCACAAGUACCUGAAAGCAAAAUCUAAUGUUGUGGCCUCAACCACUGCCCAGCAGUACCUACAAGGAAACCAGAAGAGCCUUCAUCUAGCUGAAGACGAGGUUGACGGCAUCAUUGAACCAUUCAGAGCAAGAGGCAGCAAGUUGGAGACAAUUCCACAACCUUACAACGAGGCAGUCAAGUAUGCAAUUACUCUCUCGCAGCAAGGAGCAUACCAUCAAGCCAAGAGCCAUGACCUGAUUCUUAAAACAGAGGUUACAAAGGAAGACACAGGUCGUGUUGAAUUCGAAAAGGCUGCUGUAGAGCACACAGGACAGAAACUCUCCAGCCAUGACACAGCUAUCACAAAGGCAAAGUGGCGGUACUUUGGGGUCAAAGAGGGGCAGAUGACAAUUAAACCAGAGUCUGUGAAGGAAGACACAGGUCGUGUUGAAUUCCACAAGGCUGCUGUAGAGCACACAGGACAGAAACUCCUCAGCCAUGACACAGCAAUCACAGAGUCAGGACAACCAACGUACCAUCAAGCCAAGAAGAAUCAUUUGAUUCUUACCACAGAAGUUGUGAAGGAGGACAAAGAUCGUGUUGAAUUCCAGAAGCCCACUGAAGAGCUCACAGAGCAGAAGUUGUUUGGGCAUGACACAUCUAUCACAAAGUCAGGACAACCAACAUAUCAUCAAGCCAAGAACAAUCAUUCGAUUCUUACCACAGAAGUUGUGAAGGAAGACAAAGAUCGUGUUGAAUUCCAGAAGCCCACUGAAGAGCUCACAGAGCAGAAGUUGUUUGGGCAUGACACAUCUAUCACAAAGUCAGGACAACCAACAUAUUAUCAAGCCAAGAAUAAUGAUUUGAUUCUUACCACAGAAGUUGUGAAGGAAGACAAAGAUUGUGUUGAAUUCCAGAAGCCCACUGAAGAGCUCACAGAGCAGAAGUUGUUUGGGCAUGACACAUCUAUCACAAAGUCAGGACAACCAACAUAUCAUCAAGCUAAGAAUAAUCAUUUGAUUCUUACCCCAGAAGCUGUGAAGGAAGACACAGGACGUGUCGAAUUCCACAAGGCUGCUGUCGAGCUAACAGGACAGAAGCUCUUCCGCCACAACACAGCUAUCACCAAGUCAAAGUGGCGAUACUUUGGGGUCCGAGAGGGGAGGAUGACAUUGAAAACUGAGGGCGUGCUUGGCUUGGAUACUCCUCUUAAUUAUGAAACUGCUAUUGUACGGAAGGUGGAGCAGGAAUUACAUACAGCAAACAAAGAGGAAGUCCUUGUGGAAGAAGCAGACUACCUCAGUACGAAACCUCGUAGAGUUGCCGCACCUCCUCUUGAGACGCUAGGAGUUGUGGAGCCCCUUGAGUACCAAGCAGUGUGUGUGGGGAGUGUCGAUGCUGUUUACGCUAAAGCUGACCAGGGAAAGGUGACUGUUCAAGACCCCAAAUAUAACACUGCCGUUACAAACUCUGCAUUCCUGACUGUGUCAGACACAGAGGAAGAUGUCCCUGAGAUCAAGUAUGAAACCAGUCCCCUACAGACCAUUCCUGUAGAGCCUUUGCACAAUGUCAUUGUUGGUGAAGGUAAAAGCGAGUGUAAUCUCCUACAGGCAGAAGAAAGCGUGUUGGAUGAACUGCCGCUGGAAAAGACAAGAAAGCUGAAACCACCAGUAAUCGAAUCAGCCGUGCGAGAGAUUGUUCACCAACCGGAGAUGACACGUCCGGUGUUCAUCACCAACCAGGCUGCGGUGCAUGCCCCUCUGCCUACCUUCACGGCCAAUGAGCAGAACUCGCUGCCCGAGUGGGAGACCUGUCAGACCUUAACAGUCGAGGAGGUGACCCCACUUCGAGCCAAGCCAUCAGUAGUGCUGAUGAAUGUCUGCAGGGCCAAGGCCAGUCAGCCAAAGGUCCAGGUGGCUGAAGAAGUGGGAGUAGUGCAGGUCGAUGCAGUGGACUGUGCUUCACCCCCACCCCCUAAAACCCGCCCUGGCGUGUUCUAUGUAAAACCCAAAGAGGUCCUGCAGCAUCCUAUUGAAGAGGUGGAGUCAAUCGAUAACUUGGAAACUGAGUCAGCCAAGGUGAAUGAGGUAGAAACUCCCACACUUCACAAAGUCAAAGUCACUCCUGUUACCAAGUACAAGUUGGAGCUUCCCAAGCUAGAAAUAAGAGAGGAGAUAGAGACCAUAACGGUGGAAGAUUUGGAUCUCAGUCCAGUCACGAUCGUCUCUCCGAAGAAAAAGCAGAUACACGCCAAAAUCCAGCUCGAAGAGCCGACAAAUGUGGAGAGUCAGAUGCAAGUGUCGCUUCAAGCCCUGCCCCGGCCUCUGCUGAAACAAGCCAAUGAGGACAUCUUGAAUGAAGUUCCACUUGGCAGCACCCUGGAGAUCCCCGAGGUGGCGUACCAUAAGGCCAGGACAUCCUUGUGUCCCCUUCUCACAUCUCACAGGGCAGGCGCAAUCAAGCUUCCUGUACAGAGGGCUCCCCCAGGUUUUAACAAGGACUGGCGGACUCUGAAGAAGCUGGAAGGACAGAGGGCCAGUCUGAUGGUGAAUGGAGAGACUGAGGCACCCUACUUCAGUAGAACAAGCAGUGUGCAUUCCCUAUCCAGCCAGCUGUCCAAUGAUAUGUGGACAUACGCAGAUGACAGGAAGCCGACGGAAAAGGCAGAAAUAAUAGAGCCCAGUCCAGCUGCAUCUCCAGAGAAAUUGUCGUCUCCAACAAAACCUGGCUCACGCAAGCCUUUAGAUGCGGACACCUUCAAGGCACCAGAAGAGACAGAUGCCCCAGCACCUAUUAAAGAAGAGCCAAAGGCCACUCCACCCAAGAAAGGCUCUGCCAUCCAAAUGGUUCGUGAGCUACUUGGAUUGCCCACUAAAGGGAAGCCUCAACCCGAAACAAAACCAGAUGCCGCUGUUGUCAAUGAAACACCGCCAGAACCUGUCCUCAAGGAAACGCCAGCUCCUGUUGUCAACAAAUCUCCAAAACCUGCCGUCAAGGAAACACCUCCAGAACCUGUUGUCAAGGAAAUGCCUGCCCCAGUUGUGAACAAAGCUCCAGAACCUGUCGUCAAGGAAACACCAGCUCCUGUUGUCAACAAAUCCCCAGAACCUGUCGUCAAGGAAACACCUCCAGAACCUGUCGUCAAGGAAACACUGGCCCCAGUUGUGAGCAAAGCUCCAGAACCUGUUGUCAAGGAAACAGCUCCAGAACCUGUCGUCAAGGAAACACCUGCCCCUGUUCUGAACAAAGUUCCAGAACCUGUCAUCGAAACACCCCCAGAACCUGUCGUCAAGGAAACACCUGCCCCAGUUGUGAACAAAGCUCCAGAACCUGUCGUCAAGGAAACACCUCCAGAACCUGUCAUCAAGGAAACACCCCCAGAACCUGUCGUCAAGGUAACACCAGCCCCAGCUGUAAGCAAAGCUCCAGAACCCAUUGUCAUUGAUGAAGCACCUCCAAGAGAGCCUGACUACAAUGUUCCGACGACACCCAUCCCUUCGUCAAUGGUUGUGCCACCAGGUCCACAGAAGUCCCCACCAGCUGCAGCUGCCAGCUCACCAACAGAGAAACUUGGGUUCUGGGAUAGUCUCAUGAGGAGGGAGCCAAACAAGCCUGCUGCAGCUGCUGCACCAGAGGACUCAUCUACCAAACCUAACAUUUCUGACAAGGACACUGAGGCUGAUGGAAGUGAUGCUGAUGCACCAGAGGAUGAAAAGUCUAAUUGGAGAAGUAAGGUUGGCCUUUCCCGCUACUUGGGAAUUUUCAAGAGAGACAGUGAAAGAGGGAAGGAAGAGAAGACAGAAGAAAAGAAGGAUGAGAAGUCUCCUAAAAGGUUGAGUCUGUUGAACAGGGCUCCAAUGGGAUCAUCAGAGCCGCAGUAGAACCAAUAGACUUGCGAGCUGAGGAAAUGGGAAGGCAAACAAAGGGAGCAACAAGGAAGAAGGGGUAACAAGAAAAAUGGAGAAGCUGUAAGGGAAGAUGUUGAUAUAUGGAAUCAGCAUAAGGCAGAGGAAGAAGACAAGAGGUGUGUGAAGGAAGUGAGGUAGAGUAAUACUAAGAUAAUAGCAUCAGUGAUGUACAUCUUGUUGUAUACAAUAUCAGAUCUGAAUUUGAAGGAUGCUAUGAAAGGACAACUACAUGUAAUGUGCCAGAAAAUUAGUAACAUUAUAGAUCAGUCUCAAAAGUGUAUUUAGAUAUCUUACCUUUGAUUGUGCAUAUUUGUAGAGACUUUUUAUUUUAAAGUUUUCUCUUUUUUAAAUUUCCAAUUUUUGUUUUGUUUUGAUGCCAAGAGUUGGCCCAGCAGUCAAGAAAUUUAAUUUCAUACAUUUAAUUACAUUCUAAUAUCAUUGAUUCCAUUGGUUUUAAGAAGCACAUACACAUUCUGUAACUUAUGAUAGGUUUAAGACCUUAAUGUUAUGUGGCAUUUAGGCCAUUGUUGUGUUCUCAUUGACAAUAUCAGACUUCUCCUUACCGAGUGAAAGACCAAAUGUGUUAAUACACUUAACUACCUCACUUACUCAAUAUCUAUCACUAAUAUUGUUGGUGUACAUUGUUGGAUGGACAUAUUCAAUAGUAAACUAUGUUAGAAGGUCAGGUGUAAUACGAUAAAUGGAUACAUCUAAUAAAAUACUUGAAAUAUCAACUAUUUGGAAUUUCUAUCAAACUAAAUGUAGCUCAUUAGAAAAAAUGACCCUGCAUAAUGAUACCUUUGAUUGAUUUGGACUAGGAUCUAUUGUUAUCACCUUAGGUCCAUGUUGUAAAUAGUGACAUAAUAGCUCCGGGUUAGGUGGAAGGAUGCAAUUAUGUAAGCCAUUGCUAUAGCAUAUCUGGCAUAUCUAUACUAGCCGUUGGUUUCGUGACAAGAAGCCCACAACAGCCAUUGAAUGACUUGAAUGAAAUUGACACCCUUGCUCUUACAGGAUGUUUGAAUGAUAAACUUAUGUUUGUGUCAGAAAGUCAAUACACUAAAAGUCUGAAACUUGUAAAGUUUCUCCUGCUGCUUGCAUUUUGACACUGUAACUCAACUGUCAGAUAACUUUUACUGUGUUUUAUAUACUACAAAUGUAGUAAUGAAUGUAUCUUCUUUAGUCUUUGAAUGCACCACCCCCGUUUCUAGUCUUAGAUACUGUUAGUAACACUUACACGUAUUAACAUGAUGUAGAAAAAUAAAGUAUACUAAACUGAA
Molecule: messenger RNA, 7111 nt
Organism: Branchiostoma floridae (Florida lancelet)
Lineage: Eukaryota; Metazoa; Chordata; Leptocardii; Amphioxiformes; Branchiostomatidae
Product: titin-like
Exons: 10
Coding region: 261-5807 (1848 amino acids)
Source: RefSeq, a predicted model, not a curated record